Musca vetustissima is the source of this 2727-nucleotide messenger RNA. RefSeq names its product exocyst complex component 2 (gene Sec5). The coding region runs from base 1 to 2703 and encodes 900 amino acids. Gene Ontology annotation, cellular component: exocyst. The record is from RefSeq and is a predicted model, not a curated record. Lineage: Eukaryota; Metazoa; Arthropoda; Insecta; Diptera; Muscidae. Gene Ontology annotation, biological process: Golgi to plasma membrane transport; exocytosis. The transcript is spliced from 10 exons.
AUGGCUCCACAACCUGUGGUCACUGGCUUAUCUCCCAAAGAAGGUCCUCCCGGCACUCGAGUAAUCAUACGCGGCGAAUUUUUGGGAACUAAAGCUACUGAUUUAAUCGGUCUGAAAAUAUGUGGAUCGGAUUGCUUGCUCUCUGCCGAAUGGGUUUCACCAAAUAAAAUUAUAGCUCGUACGGGUCCGGCUAAAGGUCUGGGGGAUAUCAUUGUAACAACUCGCAGUGGAGGUGAAGGCACAUCUUCGGUACAGUUCCGUGCCAUAGGUAAUCAUGAGAUAAUUGGCCCCCUUAAAGAAUCGGCGGUUUGGAUUGAGGAGGCACCGACACAAAAUUUUGCCUGGGGUCGCAGGACCUUGGUGCAAUCGGUGCUGACGCAAGAGGACCCGCUGGGCUUGUCCACAGAGGGGAAUGAACAGAAACAUGUUGAUAAUUUACGGGAAUUGUUUCCAAAUGCCAGUGGAGAUCUACUACAAGAGAACUUUUCGCCAGCACUAUUUUUACUGGAGAAGCACUCAGCAACGACAUUUGCUGAUUUGAAAGCCGGUCUGAAACAUUUAAACCGGAAAGUGGAGAGCCAAAAAGAGGGUCAAUUGUCAUUCUUGAAAUCGAAUGCUGGUUCGGUGAUUGAUCAGCUCGACACUAUGAUGAAUAUCCGCGAUAAGCUACAAGAAGAUCUGAAACAAUAUGGACCUGAACCACUCAACGUUUUGGAACAACAAAUUGAAAAUUCCAUUUCAAAAUCGGAGGACAUUUUUACCGAUGUUCUCGUGCGAAAGGAAAAGGCUGACUCCACACGAGCUGUUUUAUUGGCCUUGUCACGUCAUAAAUUUUUGUUCUGCUUACCGAACUCCGUGGAAAAGAGAGCUGCAGCUGGGGAAUACGAUAUCGUUGUUAACGACUAUGCCAGAGCUAAAAGUCGUUUUGGAAAAACGGAGAUUCCUAUUUUCCGUACAGUAAUGGAAGAAGUGGAUCAUCGCAUUUUGCAAAUUCGUAAACAACUUCAUGAAAAAGUCAUAAAAAUGCCACAGAGUGUGGAACAACAACGCAAACUUAUUAAAGCAUUGAUAAGUUUGGAAGUUCAACAAUCUGGAUCUGCUAUCAAUGACAAAAUACGGAAUACAGAUCCUGCCUGGGAUGCAAUAGACGCAAGAGCAAAAUACCUGGAACAAACAUUUAAACACACAUUUGAACAAUAUGCCUCUAAAGAUGCCCAAGGAGCAGAAAAAAGUAAAAAUCGAGAUCUUUCGCAACCUCCCAAUAGGGUUGCAUUUUGUGAGGAAAUUUGUGAAAUUGCUGCUUCACAAUUACCCGACCUAUGGCGUCUGGGUCAAAUGUACUUUACAGGUGAACUGCGGGGACCAAACGACCCACGUCCUGGGGACUUUAAGAGAAUGAUUCUAAAUGCCAUUGAAAAGUUCUGCAUUUAUCUAAAAAUUGCUAUGUGCACCACUGACGCAGAAGCACGGGCCCUGCGCCAAAGUGUAGGUCUCAUAUGGCCAAUAACCCACGGUUCACACGAUAUAUUUAAAGCUUGGCUUCCGCAAUGUUUACGUUAUACUCGCAUAACCUACGCCACACUUAUUAGCUUAGACUUACCGUCUGCCGCCUUAGACAUUGUGCAGAAAUUCAUCGAUGAAACACGGUUACACUGUUUUUCCAACAUAUUCGAAAGAGCUACGCAGAAGUGCAGCAAACUGACUGAAUUGGAAAGCUGGGAAAUGGGAGUAGAAGAUUUUCCCGGCGCAACUCUGCUGCCACAACGGUUGGAAGAUUUACUGAUAGAGACUUUGGACGAAGCCCAGCAGGCUUGUAUUAAUCCCGAAAUAAGAGAGGGUAAUCUGUUGGAGUCCGAAUCCGAUGGACAACGCGAAGUUUCGUUACGUUUACAAAAAAUGUUACUAUGUUUUUGUGAUGUUAUUCAAGAUUUGGCAUUUAAUUCACACAAGGAAGAAACACCUACGCAUAACGUGUCACAGUUGUUAGGUUAUCCUAAUAAUCAAAGCAGUGGUCCUGCCUCGGGAAGAUUUGCAAGUCUUUCGCCAUCAACUGUCGUGACAUGGGAGCAGCGAAUGUUGUGUUGUUUAGCAAAUUGUGCUUAUUGCAAUAAGAGUUUUUUCCAUCGCGUGGGUAAACUUUUUGAGAGGUAUGGUUAUCCGUUACCAUCCCUGGCAAUUGAAACAGCGAGAUAUUCAGUAAAUAAAUUGUUCUCCAACAUUUUGGAUGCAUAUGUGGAGCAUAAAGGUGAUCCCCUGGUUGGUACAAUUGAGCCUUCAAUGUACUUGGGUGGCUUCCAAUGGGAUAUUGAAAUGCCAAUUGGAAACUUGCGACCCUACGCCCAUGAAUGUUGCGAUAAUUUAGUGGCUGUUUAUUCCGAGAUAUUUACCAUAUCGCCGGCGUUGCUAAGAUCUAUUUUGGAACCUAUUGUUUUGACGAUAUCGGAAGAAUUAGCACGGCUUAUGAGUUGUGUUCCACAAUUUAGUUACUCGGGGGCAAUACAGGCAAAUGUUGAUAUACGUUUGUUGAGAGAUACUUUGCGUAUUUAUACGAACGAAACAGGAAGAAAUUAUUUCCUAGAAGCUCUGGAGGCCAUCAAUCCUCCAUUAAACGCUGAACAAAUAAAACAAGCUGAUGAAAUAUUGGAACGCGUGAAGGAACGAAUGAAAUUACAAUUGAUGUGUUUCUUUGUAAAUGAACCAUAAUGAACUGUGGUUACACCAGUUUUG